This is a messenger RNA of Panicum virgatum (switchgrass), 3109 nucleotides long. RefSeq lists its product as uncharacterized. Gene Ontology annotation, molecular function: helicase activity. The transcript is spliced from 6 exons. The coding region runs from base 151 to 2859 and encodes 902 amino acids. Lineage: Eukaryota; Viridiplantae; Streptophyta; Magnoliopsida; Poales; Poaceae. The record is from RefSeq and is a predicted model, not a curated record.
CAAGGCGGUGCGGUUACCUGCAGGUCACCCGCGGAGCCCUAGACGAACCGGGUGCCCCCUUCUCGGCUUUCAUAUAAUCAUAAUUCAUAAACGAACGGGCAUUGCCUAUGCCAUCGCCCGUUCGGUUAGCCCGUGCGUGAAGAACUGAAGAUGGUCAAGGGCAACGGAGCUGAGCGCAAGCCUGAUGAUAAGCUCGUCGACCUCAUCUUCUCUUGGUCCCUCCAAGAUGUCAUGAACCAGGAGCUCUUCAGAGACAAGGCCAGCACGAUACCCGACAGGUUCUCCGGGCUGAAGAGCUACGUGGACUCGUUCAGGAUCCCGCUGCUGGAGGAGAUGCGAGCCGAGAUGAGCUCCAACCUGGAGUCACUGCCCAAUGCUCACUCCUCGGCCGUGCCGAUACGGUCCAUGGUGCCCAAACCCAGAAAGGGAGCAAAAGCCUACCACGUCACCGUCGCCGGCCGCCGUGGAGCUCGCUCACCAUUCAUCGGUGACAUCGUCGUGCUCGUGGGAGCGAUGCCGCGUCGGGCGGCCGAGCUCGCAAGCAACGGCGGCUCUUACUGCCUCGCUCACGUCAAGGAUGUCAGCAGAGAUAGGUUGGGCUUUGAGAUCAGGGCGUCCAGGGAGAUCCAAGGCGCGAGCUGCUGCGCUUUCGCUGCCAGCCUGCUCAGCUUCAUACCCUACGCACGCAUCUGGCGGUGCCUGGACUACGACGCCGCGGUGAAGAGAAGCCCUGCCCUCGUCAAGGUGGUCGCCGGUGACGCGCUGAGCACGCCGUUGGUGACUUCAUCUGCAGGCGCAGAGACCGGCGCCGACGUGGCGGCCAAACUGUCCGCGUUCAAGCUCAACGACUCGCAGGCCGACGCCAUUCUGAGCUGCGUCACGGCGACGCUCCGCGACGGCGCGACAAAGUUCAGCCUCAUCUGGGGCCCGCCCGGCACGGGCAAGACCAAGACGAUCAGCGUGCUCCUGUUGCUGCUGCUGACGAGCCAGGCCCAGACUAAAUGCCGCGUCCUGACGUGCACGCCCACCAACACGGCGAUCAGCCAGGUCGCGUCCCGCCUCCUGGAGCUGACAAAGCAGCACGCCGCCACCGACGGAGGGUGCCACGGCGACCUGCUGCUGUUCGGCAACCCGGAACGCAUGGCCAUCGGCGGUGAUCUGAGCGAGAUCUUCCUGGACACUCGCGUGAAGAGGCUCAAGAAGUGCUUCUCGCAGGCGACGGGUUGGAGGCAUUGCCUUGUUUCAUUAGUAGGGUUCCUGGGAGAGCCAACAACACUGAGAUCUCAGUACAACGAAGCUUGCGGGCAGAAAGACGGGACAGAAUUGCCAGAGGCGUCUUUCAUCAGGUCAAGGUUCCAUCAGAUAUUCCAGAAUCUGAGGAACUGCUUCAGAACAAUCAUGUCCCAGGUUCCAAAAGCCGUCCUAUUGGAGAAGAAUUACAAGAAUAUUGUUUCAGUAAUCAAGAUGCUAGAGGACUUUAGCAUGCUGCUUGAUAGGAAGAUUGAUGGAAAUAAUAAUGUCGCAGUGGAGGUCUUCAUGACUACGAGUGGAAAGAAAUGCGACGACUCAGCUGGGGGAGUGGGCAAGAAGGCACUGGUUGAAAAUCUUAUGAGAGACAAGGCAACAAUUCUAGGCGUCACGAGGACUCUUCUCCGAGAUCUGAAACUUCCUGUUACACGCUCUGACUUCAGGAUCAAGAAGUUCUGCCUCCGGAGUGCGUCCUUCGUUUUCUGCACCGUGUCUGGCUCGGCAAAGCUGAAUGCUCAGAAGAUGGAUUUGCUUCUCAUCGACGAGGCUGGGCAGCUCAAGGAAUGCGAGUCCCUCAUCCCGUUGCAACUCUCCGGACUGAAGCAUGCUGUUCUUAUUGGUGAUGAGCGCCAACUCCCAGCAACUGUAAAAAGCAAGGUUGCAGAGGCUGCAUUGCUGGGCAGGAGCCUGUUUGAGAGAUUGAGUUUACUGGGACACAAGAAACACCUUCUGAACAUUCAGUACAGGAUGCACCCAUCCAUAAGCAUGUUCCCGAACCAGAACUUCUACGACAGAAACAUUUUGGAUGGCGCAAAUGUAACGCAGGAGGGACACCAGCGUAGCUAUCUUCAAGGUGCAAUGUUUGGACCCUACUCGUUCAUCAACAUCGAUGGACUGGAAGAUCCCGGCCGGAGCAAGCGGAACAUGGCCGAGCUAGCUGUCAUAUUGGAGAUACUGCAUGCUCUCAAAAACGCUUGUACCAGCAGUCAGCUAGGAGUUUCAGUUGGCGUCAUUUGCCCAUACGCUGCUCAGGUGGAGGCAAUUCAGCAGCAGAUAGGGGACGCGAAAUCCAUGCUUCCCCUUACCCUGCGCGUCAACUCUGUCGAUGGGUUCCAAGGUAGCGAGGAAGACGUCAUCAUCCUGUCAACCGUCAGGUCCAACGGUGCCGGAUUCAUCGGCUUCCUGUCCAAUGUCCGACGCACCAACGUCGCUCUGACGAGGGCAAGGCACUGCCUCUGGAUCCUGGGCAACGCGGCGACCUUGCGCGGCAGCGGCUCCAUCUGGGAGGAGCUGGUCCGGGACGCCGUGGAUCGUCGCUGCUUCUUCAACUGGGACGACGGCGCGGGUGUCUCUUCUUCCCUCGUGAUGGGGACACCACCUUCGGUCCGGUCGCCGAAGGUGCGCGAAGACAGGAAGUCAAGGACUGAAGCCGAUACCAACAGCAAACACGGAGGUGGCCCGUCUUCGCUUGUCUUCGGGUCGGAAAGCGAAAACAAGACACCAAGAACACUGAAGCCGAUGCCAGGAGCAAGCGCGGAGGUGGCUCGUCUUCACUGUUCUUCGGGUAGGAAGACGAAGAUCUGGCGACGCAAGUCUUGUACCGAGGAAUAAGCAGCGGAUCUUUGAGCUUCGUCGGUUACGACGAAGCGACUGGGGUCGGGGGGCCCGCUGCUGAGCUGUAGCGCACUCAAAUUGUAACAGGCAAAUUACGUAUGUGUCUAGGAAUAUUUCAAGAAUAUGACCGUUGUAAGGGCGUAGAAGAGUAAUUGUACAUUGGAGGUAUAACGCCACUUAUAAAUAUCCCUCUGAAAUGACUAUGGAGGGGACACAUUGAAUAGAGAGGGAAUAUUCACUGCUUGAA